UUGCCCGUGCCUCCCCUGUCGCGGCUUCCGUGCCUCCGAGCGCCCUUUGGUGGGGGUCGCAGGAGCGGGAGGCCUCAAGUCCUGACUCCUGGGCUGCCCACGGGCUCUAGCCUCCAUCCAUGAUGUGCAUUUGAUCUCACAGUAUUAAAGAUGACUACUGCAGCAAGACCAACGUUUGAACCUGCAAGAGGAGGGAGAGGGAAAGGAGAAGGUGACUUAAGUCAGCUCUCCAAACAAUAUUCCAGCCGAGAUCUUCCCUCUCAUACUAAAAUCAAAUACAGACAAACCACCCAGGAUGCCCCUGAAGAGGUACGCAACCGUGACUUCAGGAGAGAACUGGAGGAGAGGGAGAGAGUUGUCGUGAGGGAGAAGAACAGAGACAGGCCUGCGCGAGAGCACACAACGUCCUCUUCUGUGUCUAAGAAACCCCGGCUAGAUCAGAUCCCUGCAGCUAACCUGGAUGCAGAUGAUCCUUUGACUGACGAGGAGGAUGAAGAUGAGGAUUACGAUGAAGAGAGUGACGAUGACACAGCUGCUCUUUUAGCUGAGCUAGAAAAGAUCAAGAAGGAGCGAGCUGAGGAGCAGGCCCGAAAGGAACUAGAGCAGAAAGCUGAAGAGGAGAGGAUACGGAUGGAGAACAUCCUGAGUGGGAACCCUUUGUUGAACCUCACUGGUCCAGUUCAGCCUCAGGCAAACUUCAAAGUGAAGAGGAGAUGGGACGAUGAUGUGGUCUUCAAGAACUGUGCGAAGGGAGUCGAUGAGAUGAAAAAGGACAAAAGAUUCGUCAAUGACACGCUACGGUCUGAAUUUCACAAAAAGUUCAUGGAGAAAUACAUCAAGUAGUAAUUUUCCUUUUUUUCAUUUUGAAUAUGCUAUCUCACUGGUGGACUGAAUGGAGCAAGCCUUUUCCUUCCUUGUGAAAAUCUGGCAACGAGUAGCAUUUCUCCAAGAUCGGCGCUACCCUUUUAACAUAAAAUGACCCUGCCUCUGGAAUACUUCCUUGUUCACUUUGUUUUAGCUCGGGCAGCUAAUUUCCCAGAAAUGUUUCAUUUUGUUGCUAUGAAAUUACUUGUAAUGGCAUUUCUGUAAAUGUUUUGAAAAUGGUGUACAAUAAACCCUUCGCUCUAA
This is a messenger RNA of Lacerta agilis (Sand lizard), 1128 nucleotides long. RefSeq names its product CWC15 spliceosome associated protein homolog (gene CWC15). The transcript is spliced from 7 exons. Gene Ontology annotation, cellular component: catalytic step 2 spliceosome. Gene Ontology annotation, molecular function: RNA binding. Lineage: Eukaryota; Metazoa; Chordata; Lepidosauria; Squamata; Lacertidae. The record is from RefSeq and is a predicted model, not a curated record. Bases 151 to 843 code for a protein of 230 amino acids. Gene Ontology annotation, biological process: mRNA cis splicing, via spliceosome.